AUGGAGAUGCGUAAUAAUCCAGAGGUGGACUUUAACUUCUCUGAUGCAGAGUCAAACUCAAACUCAAGAACAGUUAAUUCAAAGGUCAAAACUAAAGUGAGAGGAGAGUGGUCAAAUAAAACUGAAUUUCUCCUGGCUGUUGCUGGACAAAUCAUUGGCCUAGGAAAUGUGUGGAGGUUUCCUUACUUGUGCUACAAAAAUGGUGGUGGAGUGUUUUUAAUACCAUAUUUGGUCUUCCUGUUUGCCUGUGGCAUUCCACUGUUCCUCUUGGAGACAUCACUGGGUCAAUACACCAGUCAGGGUAGCAUCACCUGCUGGAGAAAAAUCUGCCCUUUGUUUCAAGGAUUAGGCUAUGGAUCCAUAGUGGUCCUGUUGUAUUCCAGCAUCUACUACAUUAUCAUUAUGGCCUGGGCAUUCUUCUAUCUCUUUUCCUCUUUUAGUACUGAGCUACCGUGGGCUAGCUGCAGCAAUGCCUGGAACACUGAAAUGUGUGUUGAAUUUGAUAAAAAGGACAAUUUUAGCAACUCAAGAGAGAAUGCAACUUCACCUGUUAAGGAGUUCUGGGAGAGGAGAGUGCUAAAUCUCACAGGUAGUGUGUAUGAGCUGGGCAAUGUGAGGUGGGAGCUGGCUCUGUGUCUCCUCUUGGCUUGGAUCAUCUGCUACUUCUGUGUGUGGAAGGGAGUGAAGUCUACAGGCAAGGUGGUCUAUUUCACUGCUACAUUUCCUUAUGUGAUGUUGGUGGUGCUGUUGGUACGUGGACUCUCACUGCCUGGUGCCAGUGAUGGCAUCAGAUUUUACCUCUACCCAGAUCCUACACGUCUCACAGACCCACAGGUGUGGAUGGAUGCUGGAACUCAAAUUUUUUACUCCUAUGCUCUCUGCAUGGGGUGCCUUGCUGCUCUCGGAAGCUACAACAAGUAUAACAACAACUGCUACAAGGACUGUAUUUAUCUGUGCCUGUUGAACAGUGGGACCAGUUUUGUGGCGGGCUUUGCCAUAUUUUCUGUGCUGGGCUUCAUGGCUUACGAGCAGGAGACAGACAUCUCAAUAGUGGCAGAGUCAGGUCCAGGGUUGGUCUUUAUUGCAUACCCCAGGGCAGUUGCGAUGAUGCCUGUUCCACAACUAUGGGCCAUUUGUUUUUUCAUCAUGAUAGUUCUGCUGGGUUUGGACACAGAGUUUGUGGGUUUGGAAACAUUAAUGACAGCUAUAACUGACCUGUACCCUUCCUACUUACUCCUUGGUUAUCGGCGCGAACUUACCCUGCUCUUCAUCUGUUUUGGGAAUUUCCUCAUUGGCCUGGUUAUGGUAACAGAGGGUGGCUUGUAUAUUUUCCAGUUGUUUGAUUACUAUUGCUGCAGUGGGAUGACACUUCUGUUAUUUGCCAUUCUGCAGUCAGUGUGUAUAGGGUGGGUGUAUGGGGCUAAUCGCCUGUAUGACAAUAUUGAGGACAUGAUUGGCUAUCAACCAUUGUUCUUAAUAAAGUACUCUUGGAAAUACAUCACUCCUCUAGUCUGUACUGGUACAUUUGUGUUCUCUCUGGUCAAAUUCACUCCUCUGAAGUUUAACAAUAUAACUGAAUACCCCUGGUGGGGCUAUGCUAUUGGCUGGUACUUCACACUCUCUUCAACUCUAUUGGUUCCUCUUUGGAUGAUCUAUGCUCUCCUCACUUCCACUGGCUCACUGAGACAGAGAUUACAUGCUCUCUGCACCCCAGAAAUAAACCUUCCUCAUAACUCAAGCAGAAGAAAAAACGGUUCAACUUUUAUUAGCUUUACAGCUGUACCACGAGGGCAAGAACAUCCUUGAAGUAAAAGCAUGGUGUUUGAUUUGGGGUACUUGUCUACUAUAGGGGUACUUGUUUAUUUGUCUCAUUGUACAUCAGCUCCUGAACAUAAAUUUUACACA
Ictalurus furcatus (blue catfish) is the source of this 1905-nucleotide messenger RNA. Its product is annotated as sodium- and chloride-dependent GABA transporter 2-like. The transcript is spliced from 14 exons. Bases 1 to 1806 code for a protein of 601 amino acids. Gene Ontology annotation, cellular component: membrane. NCBI's taxonomy places the organism in Eukaryota, Metazoa, Chordata, Actinopteri, Siluriformes, Ictaluridae. The record is from RefSeq and is a predicted model, not a curated record. Gene Ontology annotation, biological process: sodium ion transmembrane transport.